GAUCCUGUUUCGGAUUGAUACGAAAACCAGCAAGCCAAGAGGAUAAUUAACUAGAUAAGUAAUACCUGUCCAACUUAGCCUCUUGUUUGCUUGGCUUUUUCUUUUUUUGCAGGGGAUUUAUUUCUCUUUUCUCGAGGAGUGACUUCUUUUCUUGCCUUUACCUAUUAUUAUUAUCUUUCUUUAUAAGUAAUGAUAGUAACGAUCAUGAUCAUGACGAUGGUGGAUGUUUGACGGCGAGGAUGAUGAUCGCGAUGCAUUCUUGAUUUCGGAUUUACGCUCCUUGUUUGAUUCAAUUCGAAGAAGCAUCAGGGUGUUCAGUUCUAAUCUCGACAUUGACGGUAUUCUUUCUCCCUUUUAACGACUACACUUCUUGCUGCGGGGACGAUCUGCAACAUUGCGAGUGCCUUUCUUUUUUGUUCUAGUUUGAACAACGAACCGUCGACAUAAAUACCACAUGCCGAGCCAGGCACGCAGUCGUGAUCGCUAUCGCAGCGAUCGCGAUCGCGAUCGUUCGUAUCGCAGAUACCGCAACGAUGAUGACGAUGAAUUCGUCUACGACGAGAGCCCUGAUGAAAGGAGGCAUCGCGCCCCUCGCCAUGUGCGCGGCGAGUCGCGAGACUACGGCUCCCAGGAUCAAGAUGUCGAUGAUGAGAGGGGAUAUGAGGAGGAUCCGAUGAUGGUUGAUUCGCGAAGGAGACUUGCAGAACCGGCGCCUAUUCGGUCCAGUCCUCGUCAUGAGAGGGCUGGAGAGAGUAGUAGGAGGAGAGAGAGGUCAAAGGCGAAGGAGUCACCGGCUACGUCGCCUAUAAAGAAGAGAGAUCGCGAACGGGAUCGCGAGGGCCAUCGAAGACGGGAGAGGGCACUGGAUUAUGAUGGGAGUCCGACCAGAGGGGCCAGAGUCAGAGAGAGAAGACAUCGUGAUUUGGAUAUGCAGGAUGAUUUUGAUAGAGAUAGGGAACUGGAGAGGGAGCUGCGCAGGCAGAGACGGAGAGAAAGAGACCGUGAGAGAGAGCGAGAGCGAUAUGAGCGCGAGGUGGUUGCUGCGAAGCAUACCAGCGCUGAUUCGGCAAAUAGCUCGUCUCAGCUCCUGAGCAGUGACGCAUUGUCCAAAAUUGAUACGCAGUACGAGAGGAACGAGAUACUGGAGAGGGAGUUAAUGCGAAAGGAAGAGAAGAAGCAGCGGCGAAGAGAGAGAGAUCGCGGCUUUAUAUCUGCGGAGGAUACACCACCACGGAGGAGCAGAAAAUCAAGAAUCGUUUCAGGGGCUAUAAUGGAGGAGGGCAGGAGUCCCCAUUCCAAGCUGAAAGGAAGAGGUGGUGGUGGCCCGGAAUUCGAGGAGCGAUGGCGAAAAGAGGGUGGAGACGAAUAUAUGGAACAGCAGAAGGCCAAAAAGAAAAAGAAGUGGAUAUGGAUUGCCAUUGGAGUUGUCAUUCUCUUGCUCAUUAUCAUCAUCCCAACGGCCGUUGUUGUCUCGAAGAAAAAGAGCAAUGAUUCAAGUGACUCCAGCUCUUCCAGCGGGGAUUCGAAUUCGAACCUCAAAGGCAUUAGUCCGGAUAGUAUUCCGGCGUCUGCGAAGGGGACUGUUUUGGACCCUUUCACUUGGUACACUACGACAGACUUCAAUGUCACUUACACAAAUGAGACCGUUGGUGGACUCCCGAUCAUGGGUCUGAAUUCUACAUGGGACGAUUCUGCUCGUCCAAAUCCUAAUGUUCCCCCUCUGAACCAGAACUUCACGUAUGGGAAGACGCCUAUUCGUGGAGUCAACCUGGGCGGCUGGCUAUCCAUCGAGCCUUUCAUCACGCCUUCUCUGUUCGACUCCUACUCGUCUCAGGCCGGUGUUAUAGACGAGUAUACACUAUCACAGAAACUGGGACAGUCGGCUGCAUCGACGAUCGAGAAACAUUAUGCUACGUUCAUCACCGAGCAAGACUUCCAACAAAUCGCACAGGCCGGUCUCGACCAUGUCAGGAUUCAGUACUCGUACUGGGCCGUCACCACCUACGACGGAGAUCCGUAUGUUCCCAAGAUUGCCUGGCGAUACCUUCUCCGGGCAAUCGAGUAUUGUAGAAAAUACGGACUGCGAGUCAACCUGGAUCUCCACGGUAUUCCUGGAAGCCAGAACGGAUGGAAUCACAGCGGUCGUCAAGGCACUGUUGGGUGGUUGAACGGAACCGACGGUGACUUGAACCGGCAACGUUCCAUUGAUAUCCACAACCAGCUCUCGCAAUUCUUCGCCCAGCCUCGGUACAAGAACGUCGUCACGAUCUAUGGUCUUGUUAACGAACCAAAGAUGCUUAGUCUGCCAAUUGAGUCGGUUCUCAACUGGACGACGCAGGUGACCGAGCUGGUCCAGAAGAACGGGAUCACCGCCUGGAUUGCUUUUGGAGAUGGAUUCUUGAACCUAGCUAAAUGGCAUUCGAUGCUGAAGGAUGGGCCUUCGAACAUGUUGUUGGAUACGCACCAGUACACGAUCUUCAACACAGGCGAGAUUGGCAUGAACCACACGGCCAAGAUCAAUUUGAUCUGUACGGAUUGGGUCGGUAUGAUUGGGCAGGUAGACAGCACGAGCGCGGGCUGGGGUCCGACCAUUUGCGGCGAAUGGUCCCAAUCCGACACCGACUGCGCCCAAUUCCUCAACAAUGUCGGCUGGGGAACGCGCUGGACCGGCACCUACGACACAGGCGAUUCCGACACGUCCGUCACGACCCCUCUAUGUCCUACAUCACCAAACUGCGAGUGCAGCGCCGCCAACGCCGACCCAACCACCUACUCUGACGAUUACAAGAAAUGGCUCCUGACCUACGCGGAGGCACAGAUGUUCGCAUACGAAAAGGCCCACGGCUGGUUCUACUGGACGUGGAAGACAGAGUCUGCCGCGCAGUGGAGUUAUCAAACAGCAUGGCAGAAUGGUUUCAUGCCUAAAUUGGCGUAUCAGCCGGAUUUUACCUGUGGGGAGAUUCCGUCUUUUGGUAGUUUACCGGAGAAUUAUUGAUUUUGGAUAUAUCCAUUUUGCGCUUCCUUUCCUUGUUUUCUUGGCAAUUUCUUUUUUUGGGGGAACAUACGUCAAUACCUACCUAAGAUAUGAGUGCAGUUUUGGGGUUUUGUUGUUUGUUUGUAUUAUAUUUGUGAGCGGAUUGGUAAUUCUGGUCCUAUUUGAACUGCACGUCGAGACGUCGAGAGUAUGUAUGCAUGUUAGGUAGACGAGUACAUAAUGAAUCAUAGAUAAUGUCAAAGCUAUCGGGUAUUAAGAAUGAUGACUGGACUUU
This is a messenger RNA of Paecilomyces variotii, 3269 nucleotides long. RefSeq names its product putative glucan 1,3-beta-glucosidase D. Lineage: Eukaryota; Fungi; Ascomycota; Eurotiomycetes; Eurotiales; Thermoascaceae. The transcript has 3 exons. Gene Ontology annotation, molecular function: beta-glucosidase activity. The coding region runs from base 455 to 2995 and encodes 846 amino acids. Gene Ontology annotation, cellular component: cell surface; extracellular region. The record is from RefSeq and is a predicted model, not a curated record. Gene Ontology annotation, biological process: glucan catabolic process.